UGUGUGUGUCUGUGUGUGUGUGUGUGUGUUGGUUGAAUCUCCCCAGGUCAAAUUUGGAACCAUUUGUACCAGCACCCAUCCAAACCUAGGCCCUUCCUGUCUAUCAUUGUUUGCUUUAUCAUAUAAAAAUCACCCUCAAUUCUGUCUACCUUCAUCAUAGAGCUUAGGUUUCCUCUGCCUCACGGUUCAGAGGAGGGGGUUCUUAACUUUGGGUUCAAGAAUUCCCUAGGAUUAUUGUGUGUAGAUGCACUUUCUGGUGAGGCACUAUACUUUUAUUAGCUUCUCAAAAGAGUCUGUAACUUCUAAAAGGUUAAGAGCCAUCUGUCCUGGAAUAAGGCUUCAGCUAUUUCUUUGUCCUAAGCCACGCUGUGAAUCCCCCUCCAAAUGGAGGAAUCUCCCCUAAUUAUCCCCUUCCCCAGGAUGUGGGGGCUCAAGGUUCUGCUGCUACCCAUGGUGAGCUUUGCUCUGUACCCUGAGGAGAUACUGGACACCCAGUGGGAGCUAUGGAAGAAGACCUACAGGAAGCAGUAUAACAGCAAGGUGGAUGAAAUAUCUAGGCGUUUAAUUUGGGAAAAAAACCUGAAGUAUAUUUCCAUACAUAACCUUGAGGCCUCUCUUGGUGUCCAUACGUAUGAACUGGCCAUGAACCACUUGGGAGACAUGAACAGUGAAGAGGUGGUUCAGAAGAUGACUGGACUCAAAGUACCUCCCUCUCAUUCCCACAGUAAUGACACCCUCUAUAACCCAGACUGGGAAGGCAGAACCCCAGACUCCAUCGACUAUCGAAAGAAAGGAUAUGUUACUCCCGUCAAAAACCAGGGUCAGUGUGGUUCCUGUUGGGCUUUUAGCUCUGUGGGUGCCCUGGAGGGUCAGCUGAAGAAGAAAACUGGCAAACUCUUAAAUUUGAGUCCCCAGAACCUGGUGGAUUGUGUGUCUGAGAAUGAUGGCUGUGGAGGGGGCUACAUGACCAAUGCCUUCCAGUAUGUGCAGAAGAACCGGGGUAUUGACUCUGAAGAUGCCUACCCGUACGUGGGACAGGAUGAAAGUUGUAUGUACAACCCAACAGGCAAGGCAGCUAAAUGCAGAGGGUACAGAGAGAUCCCUGAGGGGAAUGAGAAGGCCCUGAAAAGAGCAGUGGCCCGAGUAGGACCCAUCUCUGUAGCCAUUGAUGCAAGUCUGACCUCCUUCCAGUUUUACAGCAAAGGUGUGUAUUACGAUGAAAACUGCAAUAGCGAUAAUCUGAAUCAUGCGGUUUUGGCAGUGGGAUAUGGAAUCCAGAAGGGAAACAAACAUUGGAUAAUUAAAAACAGCUGGGGAGAAAACUGGGGAAACAAAGGCUAUAUCCUCAUGGCUCGGAAUAAGAACAACGCCUGUGGCAUUGCCAACCUGGCCAGCUUCCCCAAGAUGUAAUUCCAGCCAGACCAACCCCAUCCUGCUCUUCCAUUUCUCCUACGAUGGUACAAAGUAAUGAUGGACUUUGGAAGGGAGUUGGUGUGCCAUUCUUGAAGCAUAUGUGGUGAUAGUUGAGAUUGUUCAGUUUUCCUAUUUGUUUGUGCUUCAAGUGAUCCGUACUACGUUCCUUCUUUCCCCACAAAGCCUUUUUCAAUUGGGCCACAGCAGGAAUUUCCCUGACACAUAUAUACUCUUAAGCUAAGAGAUAUGACCAUACCCUGUCCUGACUGGGUUGUCUUGGGGCUCAUGCUGUGCAAAAAGAGUCUAGAGAUUUUCAUAUAGGCUACAUUCUCAUUCACUGGGAUUAGUUAGCUUUAACCAUCUUAGAGGACUAAGGUGACCUGACUUCAUAGUUUCCAAUUUCCCUCUAUAUCUUCAAGAUAGAAAUUUCUGUGUUUCCACUCCAAUUCAUAAAGCUA
Molecule: messenger RNA, 1871 nt
Organism: Cynocephalus volans (Philippine flying lemur)
Lineage: Eukaryota; Metazoa; Chordata; Mammalia; Dermoptera; Cynocephalidae
Gene: CTSK
Product: cathepsin K
Exons: 7
Coding region: 385-1410 (341 amino acids)
Cellular component (GO): lysosome
Molecular function (GO): cysteine-type endopeptidase activity
Source: RefSeq, a predicted model, not a curated record